Molecule: messenger RNA, 1714 nt
Organism: Eruca vesicaria subsp. sativa (arugula)
Lineage: Eukaryota; Viridiplantae; Streptophyta; Magnoliopsida; Brassicales; Brassicaceae
Source: the annotation of a GenBank genome assembly
AAAGAUAAUUACGUAAAAAAGAGAAGAGAGAGAGAACACGAAACCUUUUUAUGUUCCCCUUAAUGGCUUAAUGAUGAUAAAAUAACACGAAAUCGAUCUUCUCCAAUUCAAACUUGCAUUCUUCGUCUCCGUCGUCGCCGGAAGUCCUAUCUCUGUUGACUCUAGUCAUCCUCGACAAUUCGAAUUGGUUUGAUCAGAUUAAGGUAGAUUCUCUGGGAUUAGUUUUCUUCUGUGAGACGAGACGAUACAUGUUGCAUUUGGUUCUUUACAUCUAGGUAAUGAAUGAAGGCUAUGUGUGAUAGAUUUCUUCCUUCAAAAUGCUCUUCAUCAACCGCAGAUGAGAAAAGUGAUAAAUCCCCACUUAAUGGUUGGACAGUAAUUGUAAACACAGCUUCUUCCAUGGCUAGUGGCGCGAUUAGGAGGUUUCAAGAUCGUGUUUUAGGGCCGAGUAGGACCGGUAUUCCCAGCACUACUAGUGAGAUUUGCCUACUGGGUGUCUCUUAUAAAAUCUCUGAAGGUGAAUCUUCAGAAGAAGCAGAUGCUGGAUGUGUAUUGGAUGCUUUUAGACAAGACUUUUCGUCCUUAAUACUAAUGACAUAUCGCAGAGGUUUUGAGCCUAUUGGAGACACAACUUAUACUAGUGAUGUUGGUUGGGGUUGCAUGCUUCGAAGCAGCCAGAUGCUCUUUGCACAGGCAUUGAUGAUUCAAAGGCUGGGAAGGUCCUGGAGGAGAAAGGAUUCUGAGCGGCCUGAAGAGGAAUACUUAGAAAGCUUAGAACUUUUUGGUGAUUCUGAGGCUUCAGCAUUCUCCAUUCACAAUCUUAUACUAGCUGGAGAAUCUUAUGGCCUGGCUGCUGGGUCAUGGGUAGGACCAUACGCUGUUUGUCGAUCAUGGGAAUCAUUAACUCGGAAGAAAAGAGAAGAAACUGAUGUUAAAGACCAUUCGUGUUCCAUGGCUGUCCAUAUCGUUUCUGGCAGCGAAGAUGGGGAGAGAGGUGGAGCUCCCAUUCUCUGUAUUGAAGAUGUCAACAAAACUUGUUUGGAAUAUUCAGAAGGAGAAACUGAGUGGACUUCAGUUCUUCUAUUGGUCCCACUGGUUCUUGGACUUGACAAAGUGAACCCAAGGUACAUUCCAUCUCUGAUAGCCACUUUCAGUUUCCCUCAAAGCCUCGGCAUAUUGGGCGGCAAACCAGGUGCAUCAACUUACAUAGUUGGAGUUCAAGAAGACAAAGGUUUCUACCUUGAUCCACACGAUGUUCAACAGGUAGUGACAGUGAACAAAGAAACUCAAGAUGUUGACACAUCGUCUUACCAUUGCAAUACUCUACGUUAUGUUCCAUUGGAGUCACUCGACCCGUCGCUAGCUCUUGGAUUCUAUUGCCGGGACAAAGAUGAUUUUGAUGAUUUCUGUAUCCGAGCAACAAAGCUAGCUGGAGAAUCCAACGGGGCUCCAUUGUUCACGGUGACUCAAUCACACAGAGCCGGUGACCUUGGAAUUGCAGAAACCAGCUCUGUGGCAUCGUCUGCAGAGAUAUCUGGUGGGGAGCAUGAAGAUGAUUGGCAAUUACUUUAAACAAUUUCACUUGUCAUUCGUUUUCAUUUGGUAACUUUGUCCGAAUUGUCAAAGUUUACGUCUCAUGAAACCAUUCUUUCUCCACCGAUACUAAGAUUUGAUGUUGUGCUAUAAUAAAAUAAACACUGAUUAGUAUCAGCCA